AUGAGUUCGGCGUACGUUAUGCAGCAGCACCACCAGCAUCACUAUAACAACCAUUCGUCGAUGUACAGCGUCGGAGGGAGCGCUAUGAUAGGGCAUGGAAAUGUCGCGAACCUGGAACCAACUGCCUAUAACGGCUACCAUGGCAACGCAUCGAAUGGCGCCGGUAUGGGCGGUACCGGUGGCCUUUGCUAUGGCUAUGGAACCGACACAGGAUCCUCGGAAGGUUACCAUAGCCCUGGACCGGUGUCAAGCCCUGAAUCCUACUACAACCAGACAUCCCCGGCCGAGUAUAGCCCGGAGCGGAGUCCAUACACUAACUACGGUUACUGCAACUCAGGGAGCACCUCAUUAACUCGCACGACAACCACCAGCACCAGCAAUGGAUGCUACGAUCCCUACUACAACUACACAACGAACUGCUUCAAAACGGCCUCACCGACGGUACCCCGGUAUUCCGGUAUGACGAACAACAGCAGUACGAUCAGUAAUGAGCAUCCUCUUCCGACUGACUACGUCAAGUCAGAGAACUCCCCUGAACUGGAUCAACCGAAAGGAUCUUCAUAUUGUUCGUCCUCAUCACAUAUGUCCUCACCUCUGAUAUCGCGGACAGUCACGGAUACUGCAGCGAAUUGUCAGCCAGCGCUUCAGUCUCACCAGCAUCACGGCCCUUACUACAAUCCGUACGCGAAACCAACGGUGAUCCGGGAUCACAGCAGCCCAGUGCACAGCUCCGGAAGUUCACUUUCGCCAACACCGUCACAGUCCAGCGAUCAUUCCAUUGUCACCGUGCAGCCGGAAGUGGUGAAGAAGCGGCGGCUCGCAGCGAAUGCCCGCGAGCGCCGCCGUAUGAACAGUCUCAAUGAUGCGUUCGAUCGAUUGCGGGAUGUGGUACCUUCGCUCGGUAACGACCGGAAACUGUCCAAGUUCGAGACGCUUCAGAUGGCGCAGACGUACAUAGCGGCCCUCAACGAGCUUCUGUCGAGAGAGUGA
Messenger RNA from Anopheles aquasalis, 990 nucleotides. Its product is annotated as basic helix-loop-helix transcription factor amos-like. Gene Ontology annotation, biological process: sensory organ development; axon development; positive regulation of transcription by RNA polymerase II. Gene Ontology annotation, cellular component: nucleus. The record is from RefSeq and is a predicted model, not a curated record. Gene Ontology annotation, molecular function: protein dimerization activity; E-box binding; DNA-binding transcription factor activity, RNA polymerase II-specific. Lineage: Eukaryota; Metazoa; Arthropoda; Insecta; Diptera; Culicidae.